AUGGAAAACUCAAAUUUUUAUCAACGUAGGCCUUACUUCCACGUUUUGGACGACGGAGACGACUAUUUCGAUCAAGGACUCAUGUAAGUUGACCAGACCUCAAACCUCUCGGACUUAAAAAGAAAUCAUUCACUCAUGUAAUGCUUUUGUUCAUUUAGCGAUAACUUAAAUCGACGGAUUGCGAGGGAAAACUCGGGACAGUCGUCAAUCAGUGGGCAAUAUUGGCCUUUCCCAGCUGCAAGCACCUCAUUUUACCGUCCAUCUGAACCUCAACCAACAAAUCAGUUUACAAACCGGAUAGUGCCCUGUCGAACAGAGUCACCGAUUCCACUUGCAGCGAGCACGCCACCCUCUUCUUCUGCUGCUUCAAGUGAUUCUGAAGUAACGAAUGUCACCGCCAAAGGAAAUAAAUCGCGUGCCAAGUCUGCCGACUGGACUGAAGAAGAAACUUUUGAUCUUUUACAAGCAUGGGGCCUCAAGUAUGAGAAACUUCGAAGUGCUUCGCAGCGAGAGAAAAUAGCCUUGUGGAAUGAAAUCUACUCCACGUAUAAAGAAUGCCAUCCGAGGAGUACAAGAAGCCUGGCUCAGGUUAAAAGACGCCAGAAGAAUCUAGAGUACGAAUUCAAGCAACUAAAACAACGCACAAAUCGAUCAAAGACGGGUUUCCAUAUUUCGAUCUUUUUGACGAGGUGA
Molecule: messenger RNA, 693 nt
Organism: Porites lobata
Lineage: Eukaryota; Metazoa; Cnidaria; Anthozoa; Scleractinia; Poritidae
Source: the annotation of a GenBank genome assembly